This is a messenger RNA of Phaeoacremonium minimum UCRPA7, 1206 nucleotides long. RefSeq names its product putative exonuclease 1 protein. Gene Ontology annotation, molecular function: 5'-3' DNA exonuclease activity; 5'-flap endonuclease activity; DNA binding. The record is from RefSeq and is a predicted model, not a curated record. NCBI's taxonomy places the organism in Eukaryota, Fungi, Ascomycota, Sordariomycetes, Togniniales, Togniniaceae. Gene Ontology annotation, biological process: DNA recombination; mismatch repair; DNA double-strand break processing. Gene Ontology annotation, cellular component: nucleus. The coding region runs from base 1 to 1206 and encodes 401 amino acids. The transcript is spliced from 4 exons.
AUGGGUAUUCAGGAACUGAAGAAGUUCUCGGGCGAGACUUUAGCAAUUGAUGCUUAUGGAUGGCUUCAUCGUGGCGCCGUGGCAUGCGCAAUGGAGCUUGCCCAGGGCAAGCCAACCCGCAAAUAUGUGGAUUUUGCAAUGCACCGUGUUAGGAUGGUCAAGUAUUUUGGUGUUACCCCGUACCUGGUUUUCGAUGGCGAUUAUCUCCCCAGCAAAGCUCUAACGGAGGCUUCCCGCUCUAAACGGCGGGAAGAGAGCAGGAGGGUUGGCCUAGAGCUUCUCAAAGCUGGAAAGCCAUCGCAAGCGUUUCAGGAAUUGCAAAAGGCCAUUGACGUGACUCCAGAGAUGGCUCGGAACCUGAUGGAGGAGCUCAAGAAAGCAGACGUGCCAUACGUAGUCGCUCCGUACGAAGCUGACGCUCAGAUGGUUUAUCUUGAGCGUCAGGGCCUCGUCAAUGGCAUCAUCUCUGAAGACUCCGACUUGCUUGUCUUUGGAGCGAAACGACUUCUCACAAAGCUCGAUCAGCAUGGACAAUGUGUGGAGAUCAACAGGCGAGACUUUUGUGCCUGUCGUGAGAUCUCCUUGACUGGAUGGACCGACGCCGAGUUUCGCCACAUGGCUAUAUUCAGCGGAUGCGAUUACCUAGAUGGGAUUAAUAACAUGGGCCUAAAGACGGCUUAUCGUAUGAUACGAAAGUGCAAGACCCCGGAGCGAGUUAUUCGAAUGCUUCAAUUUGAGGGCAAAUUUCGAGUGCCUGAGAAUUACCUCGCAGCGUUCAAGCAGGCAGAACUCACUUUCCUGCACCAGCGGGUAUAUUGCCCAGACAAACAGGAGAUUGUCUUCCUGACUGAGCCAGAUCCCUCAAUGGACGUUGAAUCAAUGCCAUACAUCGGUGCUCACGUCGACGCUGAAUUGGCUCGAGCAGUUGCUGUCGGUGAUGUCAAUCCAAUAUCGAAGCAGCCAAUCGUACUUCCCGGCAUGCCAGAGAAGAGACAAACCGGAAAGAUACUGCCGGCCUUUGCAACGCAGAGCAAAUCCCUUGGCAAGCCGAUCGAAUCAUUCUUCAAAGGUCACCGUCGAAUUCCCUUGGGUGAGAUGGAGCCCAACUGCUUCUCUGUUGAGCCUCGUAGGCAAAAUGCCGUUGUGCAGACGGAGGUCGCACCAGUAGCCAUAUACGACUUCCCGACCGCAUCGGAAACAAACUGA